Messenger RNA from Diaporthe amygdali, 1464 nucleotides. RefSeq lists its product as uncharacterized. The record is from RefSeq and is a predicted model, not a curated record. NCBI's taxonomy places the organism in Eukaryota, Fungi, Ascomycota, Sordariomycetes, Diaporthales, Diaporthaceae. Gene Ontology annotation, biological process: transmembrane transport. Bases 1 to 1464 code for a protein of 487 amino acids. The transcript has 2 exons. Gene Ontology annotation, molecular function: transmembrane transporter activity.
AUGGAAACACCAAUAUCAGCCGCGCCGACCCUAGCAGGAGACCGAACGCCUCCAGGCGCUGUGUCGCAGGGCGACUUCACCGAUUCCAGCCACGAGACCAUUAGCGACCCCUGUCACGACCCCGAGCUCGGCUCCGGGCCCCGAGAGCAACAACAGCCCGCUGAACCUGCCGAAAAGCCUCGCUAUGGCGGCAUAACUGACAAUGUCGUCGACUGGGACGGGCCCAGUGACCCGGAAUGCCCACGGAACUGGCCGGUGCGGCGCAAGGUGCCCUUCGUGCUUGUCACGUCCGGCAUGAUCACCUGCGUGUCGUUCGGGUCGAGCGUCUUCGCGCCCGCGGAGCACAUCUUCGCCGAGGCCUUUGGCGUGCCCCUCGUCGUGGGCCAGCUGGGCGUCGCGCUCUGGAUCCUGGGCUUCUUCGCCGGCCCGAUAUUCUUUGGCCCGAUUUCCGAGAUCUUUGGGCACCUGCUGCCCAUGACCGUCGCCAUGGUCGGGUUGGCUAUCUUUCAGAUCCCCAUAGCACUAGGCGAGAACGUCAGGACUGUGCUGAUUUGCCGGUUCUUCGCUGGUGUCUUUGGCAGCGGCGCCUUCGCCGUGGUUUCUGGGACGUACUUUGAGCUGUAUGAGCCGAUACCCCGGGGCGUAGCCCUGGCUGCCUCAGGGAUGUCGAUCAACCUCGGUGCGACUGUUGCGCCGGUUGCAGGGGCCUUUCUUUCUUAUGAGGCUCACUGGCGGUGGACGGCUUGGGUGACUCUCAUCUUUGCCGGCAUUCUGUGCUUUGCUGCCCUGUUCACUGUCAGGGAGACGUCGAGCCGGAAGAUCCUACAGCUCAAGGCAAAGAGGCUGCGCUUCGAGACGAGGAACUGGGCGCUGCAUGCCAAGUCCGAGGAAACACCUAUCGAAUUCCAAGACAUCGUCCAGCGAUAUCUCACCAAGCCGGUCCGCAUCAUCAUACAGGAGCCUAUUCUGAUCAUUUUGACGGCAUAUCUGACCUUGGUUUAUGGCAUUCUAUAUUUGUCUUUCCAGGCCUUCCCGGCCGCAUACCAGCAACGUGGCUGGACCGUCCCGAUGAGCGACUUGCCUUUCCUCGCGGUGCUCCUCGGAGUGGUGUCAGCCUUCCUCACCUGCUCGUUGUACACUCUGACGUAUUACAAGAGGCGAGUCAUUGCUGCUCAUGGGAAGACAGUGCCCGAAUGGCGUCUACCUCCCAUGAUCCUCGGAGCUGGUCUCCUCCCGCCUUCUCUGUUCUGGUUCGGCUGGUCGGGAAACGUGCAUUGGAUCUGUCAGGUCAUUGCGAGCUACAUGAUCGGGUACGGCCUGUUGCUUAUAUUCAUUACUGGCAUUGUGUAUCUCGUUGAUGUUUAUCAGCACCACGCAAAUUCCGCCAUGUCUAUUCACGUCAUAAGCCUGAAUGAGCUGCACCGCUCCCGAAAUGACCCAUUCAUAAACUCAUCAAAAGAAUAG